Messenger RNA from Gryllus bimaculatus (two-spotted cricket), 1614 nucleotides. Lineage: Eukaryota; Metazoa; Arthropoda; Insecta; Orthoptera; Gryllidae. The record is from the annotation of a GenBank genome assembly.
AUGGAUAUGUGUCCUAACAAAUAUAUACUUUUUCUGAGUUGUUUUAUAAUAUGGACUGUUAAUGGCAGCGAGGAAAACGUCACAAUAAGGCAACCAGCAGAUCAUAGAAUUCGCCCUGCUCGAAGAGGACAUCAAAGAGGAAUCCCAAACAACAAACAAAAUGCAUCAGAGGAGAAUUCCACACCAACAGAAUCUGCCAGUGAUGAAUUAUUAGGACAGGCAAUAGGCUUGCUCCAACGACUCAAUGACCGUCUUACAGCUCUACAAGCUCUUGAUGAACAGCAAAUCAGGCGACUUGAAACUUUGGAAUACCGGUUCACAAAACUAGAAGUACAACAGCAAGAAAAAGUAGAAAGUCUAAGAACUGAAUUACGAGAAGUAGCUCGCAGAGUCCAACAACAAGACUGGCAAACCAAUAAAAUAGAUACUCUAUUAGAAUCAGUAAAACUAGACAUUGCUGGUCUAACUCAGGGCCAAGAACAUUUACGAGGGUUGCUGUCUGUACCAGAAACAAGAUAUCCUACACUUGUUGAAAAUGACAUUAAGAACAAACUACAAACUCUCAUUGCCAUAAAUGUAGGAAUAAAAGGUAUAACUACAGCACUGUUUGACACACUAACUCACAUUGGUGUCAAUAUUACACACCUCAAUAAUAUGACAAGAUUGAUGGUUGAAUCAAACAAUAAGCUUGUAACAAAACAGCAUCUGAAAAACCUUUUUCUUGACUUCCACAAAUCACCACCUAUGAACAGCUUAACAAAUCAUUUAUCAAAUUCGAAGGAACAGCUCCCAUGGGAUUGCAGCAAAGUAAAAGAAAAUGGAUUUAUUCAAUCAGGUGUCUACAGAAUUCAACCUCCAAAAGCAACACAGCCUUUUUAUGUCUAUUGUGAUAUGGAAACCAAAGGAGGAGGAUGGACAGUUAUUCAAAAUCGAUAUGAAGGAACGAUUGAUUUCAAUAGAGGAUGGGAAGACUAUAAAUUCGGAUUUGGAAAUUUAGGAGGAGAAUUCUGGAUUGGACUAGAAAAAAUUUAUCUUCUAACAAAUUACAAGGUUAACGAGUUGAACAUAGAACUCACUGAUUUUGCUUUUACAAAGACCUAUGCUCACUACAAAGCUUUUGCAAUUGGUGAUGAGAUAGAAGGUUAUCCGAUGAGAAUUCUUGGUGGAUACGAUGGAGAUGCAGGCGAUUCGCUUAUAUAUCAUGCUGGGAUGAAGUUCUCCACUUAUGAUAUGGAUAAUGAUGGUUGGAAUGAUGGAAACUGUGCAGAAUCUCACACAGGAGCAUGGUGGUACAAUGGUUGUGAUACAAGCAAUUUAAAUGGGCGCUAUCUAGGAGGAGAAUUAGUAGGAGAUUAUGAAUACCAAGGCAUUUAUUGGUAUGACUGGCGUGGUCCAAUGUAUUCCCUUAUGAAAACACGAAUGGCAAUUCGACCUACUACAGAGGCCCAUGCUCCCCUUAACGACAUUAAAGGAGACAAAAAGCCCAGUGGACAAGAUAAGCAACGUAACAAGACAACACCAAGUCCACCACAUGAAAGCAGAGAAGAGACGACAAUUUCAAACCAACCAUCACAGCAUAUUAUUUCUGAUGACAGUGAUAACUUGGAGUAUUGA